AUGAAACUUCUUAGAGUUACAGCAUGGAUAUUUCGCUUCUUGUAUAACUGUCGAUCCAAGCAGCGCAUUUCUAUUGAUCUCACAUGUGAUGAGCUUAACACAGCAAAAAACUAUUGGAUUCUCACAGUGCAAAAGCAAUGCUUUUCGGCAGAACUUAUCGCUUUACAAAAUAAUUCCCCUUUGCCAAAAUCUUCAGAAAUUAGCCGUUUUAACCCAUUUCUUCAAGAAAAUCUCAUACGAUUAGGAGGUAGAUUACAGUGUGCAUCGCUCAAAAAUAAUCAAAAAGACCCUUUGCUUCUUGAUGGCUCUCAUCUUUUUGUACAUCUUUUCAUAUACUACACCCACGUGAAGCUUCAUCACUUAGGUGUUCAAAUAGUAUUUUCAGAGAUUCGUUCCAACUUCUGGAUAAUACGAGGACGUGAAACCAUUAAACGAGUGCUCUAUAAAUGUCUACCUUGUAAACUCUCACAGGCAUCUAGAAGUCAACAAAUCGAAGCUCCUUUACCGAGGGACAGAAUUACACCUUGCCUUCCAUUUACUACUAUUGGCAUAGAUUUCGCUGGCCCGCUAUAUGUUCGUAACUUGAAACCUUUAAAUACAGCCUGUAUCACCCUUUUCACUUGCUCAACUACUCGUGCUGUACAUAUUGAACUAGUUUCUGAUCUCACUACUGACAAAUUUCUCAUGGCCUUAAAAAGAUUUGUAGGCAGAAGAGGAAUCCCUCAUACAAUAUACACUGACAACGCCACUACCUUCCACGUCUCUAAUAAAGAGCUAUCCAUUUUAUGGGACAACUUGAUAUCGUCGAAAGUUCAGCAAUAUUAUGCCCAGACGGGAAUUAAGUGGAAAUUUAUUGUUGCACGAGCGGCUUGGUGGGGAGGAUGGUGGGAACGUUUGAUCGGACUAACAAAAAGAUGUUUGCGAAAAUCCCUAGGUCGAACCUUGUUAGAUGAAGAAGGUCUUUCUACAGCAUUAGUUGGUGUUGAAGCCGCAUUAAAUAGUCGACCGUUAGUUUAUGAACAAGGAAAUGAUGAUCCUGAAGAAUCAUUAACACCAUCCCAUUUUCUUACCGGUAAAAGACUUACAACCAUACCUUNAAAUUUAAAGGGUUAG
Molecule: messenger RNA, 1113 nt
Organism: Parasteatoda tepidariorum (common house spider)
Lineage: Eukaryota; Metazoa; Arthropoda; Arachnida; Araneae; Theridiidae
Biological process (GO): DNA integration
Molecular function (GO): nucleic acid binding
Source: RefSeq, a predicted model, not a curated record